UUAAUUAUGACAUUCAGAAUGCAAUUUAUGAAAUGCAUCUUAUGUGUCAUUUUAUCCGUUGUAGUUUGUUCUGUUUUGUUAAUGAUACGAAAAAGUUUUUAUUUAACGUAUCUGCCAAAUUCGGUUUUUUUAAUAGAAGUUAAUCAGACAAAACAAAAAUGUCCCGUAGCAUCUCGAACAGAGAAAUCGAUCAAUUUAGAAUUAAAACUUUUAGAGCACGACGAAAUGAAUGGUCAAUCGAUUAGCUUGCAGGAAAGUGCAACAUUACUUCAACAAAUUUCAAACACAUGCGUAAAAUAUAAUUUGAAAACUCCUUUGAUAAGAAGACAUUUUUUAUAUAAUUCCAAACACAAAUCAUUGUACUGCUGGAUUCGUAAAGUAGCUUCAACGAGUUUUACUAAAUUAUUUUCAGACAUGAGAAAUCGUCGAACUGUACAAAAUUAUUAUAGAGAAGUUGACGUUUUGGCGCCAAAAUUUUUGGCGGAAUUACGACGUAGUGCGAAUGACGUGAACACAUUUAAACUUUUAGUCGUGCGGCAUCCUUUCCAAAGACUUGUAUCGUCGUACAGAGAUCGCGUGGAGGAUAAUUCCAAGCAUACUGCACAAGCCUGGAUUUACACUAAAAAAAUAUUUCACCUUACAAGACCCGAACUUUUUCGUUCGAAUACUACGACUGGUAAUUUUCAACAAAAAGUAUUUACCGCUGAUAAAAGAUUAAAGGUAAUACCAACUUUUAAAGAGUUUUCGAUGUGGCUUUUGGAAAAUUCCGAGGAAGACGAUGUUCAUUGGGAUCGAUAUUACACGCAUUGUGCCGUGUGUGAUAUACGAUAUAACUAUAUUUUAAAAUUGGACGAUUAUACGUACGGACAAAUUAAUUAUAUUUUUUCAAAGCUUGGAUUGAAUAAGAACACGGUAUAUUUACCGAAAUUGGAGCAAACACGCGGGGGAUACACUAAUUUCAAAACAACGUGUAAAUAUCUUGCGAAUUUGACGCAAGACAUAAUACUAAAAUUGUACCAAAGGUAUAAAAUAGACUUUGAAAUGUAUAAUUACAGCAUUAAACCAUAUAUAUUUUGUGCAAGUAAAAGCAUUUAAAUGCUGUAUAUUAUUCUAAGAGGAGGAAAUGAU
Molecule: messenger RNA, 1128 nt
Organism: Colletes gigas
Lineage: Eukaryota; Metazoa; Arthropoda; Insecta; Hymenoptera; Colletidae
Product: carbohydrate sulfotransferase 11-like
Exons: 5
Coding region: 7-1095 (362 amino acids)
Biological process (GO): carbohydrate biosynthetic process
Cellular component (GO): membrane
Molecular function (GO): sulfotransferase activity
Source: RefSeq, a predicted model, not a curated record